Molecule: messenger RNA, 9303 nt
Organism: Condylura cristata (star-nosed mole)
Lineage: Eukaryota; Metazoa; Chordata; Mammalia; Eulipotyphla; Talpidae
Gene: TTBK2
Product: tau tubulin kinase 2
Exons: 15
Coding region: 437-4171 (1244 amino acids)
Biological process (GO): signal transduction; peptidyl-serine phosphorylation; cilium assembly
Cellular component (GO): ciliary transition zone; ciliary basal body; cytoplasm
Molecular function (GO): ATP binding; protein serine/threonine kinase activity
Source: RefSeq, a predicted model, not a curated record
AGAAUAACGUCGGGUCGGGUCAGCAGGCGCUGCAGUAGUCGCCGCAGCGGCGAUGGGAGCGGUGGGGACUAGGCGGCGGCGGCGGCAGGAGGAGGAGGAGCAGGGGCUGGCACAAGAGCAGCGGCUGGGGGCGGCCAGCAACAGCAGUAACAACAGCAGCCGCCGCCGCCGCCAGUAAACGCUGUCGGUACCCGAGGGUACUACCUAGCCCGCCGGCCCUCCAAGCCGCGCUCGGGUCCCGCCGCAGUCGGCGGCGGGGGAUGGGCAGGCGGCUGCGGUCCCGCCUGCUGAGGGUUGACCCCUGUCGGUUCCAGCCCUAAACUGGACUCGAGCUCUCUACCCGAAAUCUCUGCGUCCGCCGGGGCCCAGGUUAAAUGGAAACCACCCUUGGGAGCUGGAUGCCUGUGUAGCCAUUCUGUCUCGUCAGUGAAUUGCAAUGAGUGGAGGAGGAGAACAGCCAGAUAUCCUCAGUGUUGGAAUCCUAGUCAAAGAAAGAUGGAAAGUGUUGAGGAAGAUUGGGGGUGGGGGCUUUGGAGAAAUUUACGAUGCCUUGGACAUGCUUACCAGGGAAAAUGUUGCACUGAAGGUGGAAUCAGCUCAACAACCGAAGCAAGUUCUGAAAAUGGAGGUUGCUGUAUUGAAAAAACUACAAGGGAAAGACCAUGUUUGUAGAUUUAUUGGCUGUGGAAGGAAUGAUCGAUUCAACUAUGUGGUCAUGCAGUUGCAGGGUCGAAAUCUGGCAGAUCUACGCCGUAGCCAGUCUCGGGGCACAUUCACCAUUAGCACUACUCUUCGGUUGGGUAGACAGAUUCUGGAGUCUAUUGAGAGCAUCCAUUCUGUGGGAUUCUUGCACCGAGACAUCAAACCGUCAAACUUUGCCAUGGGUCGCUUUCCUAGUACAUGCAGGAAAUGUUACAUGCUUGAUUUUGGCUUGGCACGACAAUUUACCAAUUCCUGUGGUGACGUCAGACCACCUCGAGCUGUGGCGGGCUUUCGAGGAACAGUUCGUUAUGCAUCAAUCAAUGCUCAUCGGAACAGGGAAAUGGGAAGACAUGAUGACCUUUGGUCCUUAUUCUACAUGUUGGUGGAAUUUGUGGUUGGUCAGCUACCUUGGAGAAAAAUAAAGGACAAGGAGCAAGUAGGCUCUAUUAAGGAGAGAUAUGAUCACCGGCUUAUGUUGAAACAUCUCCCUCCAGAGUUUAGUGUCUUUCUGGAUCACAUCUCCUCUUUGGAUUAUUUUACCAAACCAGACUACCAGCUUCUUACAUCCGUAUUUGACAACAGUAUCAAGACAUUUGCAGUAAUUGAGAGUGAUCCUUUUGACUGGGAGAAGACUGGAACUGAUGGCUCCCUAACAACCACCACUACUUCUACCACCCCGCAGUUGCAUACCCGCUUGACCCCGGCAGCAAUUGGAAUUGCCAAUGCUACCCCCAUCCCAGGAGACCUGCUUCGAGAAAAUACAGAUGAGGUGUUUCCAGAUGAACAGCUCAGUGAUGGGGAGAAUGGCAUUCCUGUUGGUAUGUCACCAGAUAAAUUGCCUGGAUCUCCGGGACACCCUCGUCCACAAGAGAAGGAUGUCUGGGAAGAGAUGGAUGCCAACAGGAACAAGAUAAAGCUUGGAAUUUGUAAAGCUGCUACUGAAGAGGAAAAUAGCCAUGGUCAAGCAAACGGUAUUCUGAAUGCUCCAAGUCUCAGUUCACCAGUUCGUGUUCGCUCAGAGAUUACUCAGCCAGACAGAGAUGUUCCAUUGGUGCGAAAAUUACGAUCCAUACACAGCUUUGAGCUGGAAAAACGUCUCACAUUAGAGCCAAAGCCAGACACUGACAAGUUUCUUGAGACAUGCCUGGAGAAAAUGCAAAAAGACUCUGGUGCAGGAAAAGAAUCUUUUCUCCCUGCUCUGCUUCACAAGCCUUGUAUUCCUGCUGUGUCUCGUACUGACCACAUCUGGCACUAUGAUGAUGAAUAUCUUCCAGACGGUUCCAAGCCUGCCUCUGCCAACACUCCUGAGCAGGCAGAUGGUGGUGGCAGCAAUGGAUUUAUAGCUGUUAACCUGAGCUCCUGCAAGCAGGAUAUUGAUUCCAAAGAGUGGGUGAUUGUGGACAAGGAGCAGGACCUUCGGGAUUUUAGGACAAAUGAGGCUUUAGGCCAUAAAACAACUGCAAGUCCUUCUGAUGAGGAACCUGAAGUGCUUCAAGUCCUAGAGGAAUCUCCUCAAGAUGAAAAACAACGAUUGGAUCCAUGGUCAAAAAAUGAUCAUUUAAAGAAGGAAGCUUCAGGUGUGGUUUUAGCACUUUCUGGGGAGUACCCUGUCACUGCGGCUUCAGAACAGUAUACAGAUAGGCUGGAACUCCAGGUUGGAACUGCCAGUCAGUUUAUUGCAGCAACACCCACAAGUCCAAUGGAGGCACAAGCAGAAGGACCCCUCACAGCGAUUACAAUUCCUAGACCUUCUGUGGCAUCUACACAGUCAACUUCAGGAAGCUUUCACUAUGGUCAGCAGCCAGAGAAGAAAGAUCUUCAGCCCAUGGAGCCCACUGUAGAACUUUAUUCUCCCAGGGAAAACUUCUCUGGCUUGGUUGUGACAGAGGGUGAACCUCCUAGUGGAGGAAGCAGAACAGACUUGGGGCUUCAGGUAGAUAAUAUUGGUCAUGAAAUGUUACCCAAUACUAGAGAGUGUGACAAAUCCCAAGACCAGGGAUCGAAAGACCUUCCUGACCAUAAUCGAUUGACUGUGAGAGAUUUUGAUAAUCUCCCUAGGGAAACUGAAGAAAAAAGCAUUUUCUUAGGGUCAGACAAUGAAGAUGAAAAGUUAAGUAAAGGACAGCAUUGUAUUGAGAUCUCCUCUCUCCCUGGAGAUUUGGUAACUCUGGAAAGGGAUCACUCAGCCACCAGUGAGCCUCUUGAUGUGACAAAGACUCAGACUUUUAGUGUGGUGCCAAAUCAAGACAAAAAUCAGGAGGUAAUGAAGCUUUUGGCAGUUGAAACUUCAGAAAUUCCUUCACAGGUCAUUGACUCACAUGUUGAAGGACAGAUAGGUCAGGGGGCAAUAAUACAAAAAAGUAAAUUAUGUAAGGAUGAUGACAUCAAGACUGAAGACUUGCCAGGUCAUCAAGGUGACCUAUCUACUUUUUUGCACCAAGAAGGUAAGAGAGAGAAAAUUGCUCCUAGAAAUGGAGAACUGUAUCACUGUGUUUCAGAGAGUGAACAUUGUCCUCCAUCCCGGAAGGAUGUGGUUAGGUCAUCAUUUGUAACUAGACACAGUCGUAUCCCUGUUUUAGCACAAGAGAUAGACUCAACUUUUGAAUCAUCUUCUCCAGUCUCUGCAAAAGAAAAGCUUCUCCAAAAGAAAGCCUAUCAACCAGAUCUAGUCAAACUUCUGGUGGAAAAAAAGCAACUCAAGUCUUUCCUUGGGGAACUCUCAAGUGCCUCUGAUAAAUUGCUAGAAGAGAGACUAGCCACUGUUCCUACUUCCUUUUCUGAGGAGGAAGUCUUCACUCCCUUUUCAAGAAUGGCUGUAGACACACACCUGAGCAGGUCAGCUGAAGACAGCUUCCUGUCACCCAUUAUUUCUCAAUCCAGAAAGAGCAAAAUUCCAAGGCCAGUUUCAUGGAUCAGCACAGAUCAAAUCAGUAGCUCAACUUCAUCUCAGUUUUUGCCUCGGCCACCUCCAGGAAAACCACCCACAAGACCUGGAGUAGAAGCCAGGCUCCGCAGAUACCGAGUCCUAGGGAGCAGCAAUUCCGACUCAGACCUUUUUUCCCGCCUGGCCCAAAUUCUUCAAAAUGGAUCUCAGAAACCCCGGAGCACUACUCAGUGCAAGAGUCCAGGAUCCCCUCACAAUCCUAAAACACCACCCAAGAGUCCCGUUGUCCCUCGCAGAAGUCCCAGUGCCUCUCCUCGAAGCUCUUCCUUGCCUCGCACAUCUAGUUCUUCUCCAUCUAGGGCUGGAAGGCCCCACCAUGACCAGAGGAGUUCAUCCCCUCAUCUGGGGAGAAGCAAGUCACCUCCCAGUCACUCAGGAUCUUCCUCCUCAAGGAGGUCCUGCCAACAGGAGCAUUGCAAGCCCAGCAAGAAUGGCCUAAAAGGAUCCAGCAGCCUCCACCAUCACUCGGCCAGCACUAAAGCCCCCCCAGGGAAGAGUAAGUCAGCCAGUAAACUCAGCAGAUAGGAGCCGGGCUGCAUCUCUGUGAAAGGUGUGAGAUCUUCCUCCUAAACCUGAUACAUGUGUGUCCCUGUACUGUCUAUUUAAAAAAAAAAAUCAGUGUUGAUUUUCUCUUGCAAAAGAAAGUAACAUGAUAAAUUAUUUAAGAAGACAUAAAUAUAUGAUAAAGAAUUCUAAGGCAGGCAGCAAGCAGAUCAGGAAUCAAUCCUUUGCAAAGGAAGGGGCAACCCAGCAAAAUCCAAAGGGAAGAAACUCAUUAAAUGAACUCUCAUUGUUUAGCUGUCUUUGAAACAAAAGUGGUGAAGGUAGGAGGUAGAAUGGAAUUUUAAGGACUUGGCCUACUUUUUAAAGGCUCUACUCAAAGAUUAUAUAAUAUCAAAAGUUAAACUUCUUGUUUUAAGAUUUUCAUUCAAAACUUCCCAACCUUGGAGGAGUCAGAACUGCUCCAUUAUUAGAGUUUCUGAGAAGUCUGUUGCUGGGAAGCCAAUGCUCAUUCAUAUUUCACUUAUGUCUUUAUCUGGUGUGUUGAGAUUUCACGCCUUUACUUUGCCUCAUUCCUAUUUCACAUUUUUUAAAGAUAAUGUUUCUCACCCAAUCUGAUCUCUUAUUUUAACAAUACAUUAUAGUAUGCAUUUAGCAGCAAAUGCUAAGAAUUUUAAGUCCAGUAACUCUUAUUCAGUCCCUAAUAUUUUUCUUUGGAGAAACAGUUCUUAACUCAGUAUAUUUUUGUGUAUGUGAAAAAUAAUUGAUAAAACUUAAGGAAGGGAACAUCUAAAUGGAGGUUCCUGGCACGCUUUAUUAGAGAGUGGGGCAGAGAGUGGGGUAAAAUCCCCUUCAUGAGAAAAUAACUUUCUUCUCCCCUGUGGGAGGAGAACCGACCAGAGUAGACCUUGCUUCCUUCAGUCUCUGAGUACCAACUAUUGCUAUCCUUAACCUCUCAGAUGAUACCAGGGAAGUACAAUGGAAUAUGACUUUAUGUUUUAGAGACUUAGAAAGAAAAGCAAAAAGAAAGUAGAUAUGUUGUUGAAGUAUAUAAUCCUCAAACUUUGUAUUUCAUACAAUUAGCCAAUAAGAGAUGAGUAUCUGGGGAAAUAAAUCUAGGCUUAAUAUUUAUCUUUUUAACGUUUUAUUACCUGCUUCUGUGCUUUAGUUUGAAUAUUUGGGCUUCUUGACUUGAUUUCCAUGUACUAUCAAUUUAUAAAGCUAUAAGGAGAUUCAUAUUGUUCUAAAUCUCACUCCUGCUAACAGGAACCAGAAAAAUUAAAUUAUAUUAGACUUUCAAAAUGAUUCUUUUAUACUCUGUAGGUGUUCUAUGUUGUAAAAAUCUACCUUAUUAAGGUCAAGUAAAUUGGUCUGCUUGUUGAAAUUUGCCUUCUAGCAAACAUCUGUGCUUUCUCUUUGACCUUGUGUUUGCUGCCAAACCUAAUAUGGUUGAAUUGGGAAAAAGAAAAAAAAAAGGAAAGAAAUCUGUUUCCUUAUCAAGUGAACAUUUUCUAAUGCUGCAUCAAAGCUGCCCUGAAGCUGCACUGAACUUUCUUGUUCUCUUUAUCCGUGUUGAGCUUUUUUUAAGAAAAAAACAAAACUCAAAACACUAUUGAGGCAUAUAUGGUCUCCCAUAAGAAAUGUAGCAUAAUGUGGAAUCUUAAUUUCUUUCCCAUUUGAAGCACUACAGAGGAAUGCAAUAGAUAAGACAUAUUUGCUGUUUAACUAAAGCACCUAUAAUAUUGGAAGACCAAUCCUAUUGUAUUAUACUGUAUAAUAGUUGCUAUAACACUUAUUUGCAUGUCUUCAUGGUAAGCUAUAUAAAUAUUUAUAAAUAUAUAUAGAGAAACAUAUGCUUAUAUAAAUUCAUUCUUUCUCAUACUCCAUUUGUAAUUCAAGAUCACAGAUGGUGAAAUUCCUUUAUAUUGUGUGCCUAGUGUACACUUGGGCCAUGCCUAUCUUCAUUUUCUGAAAAUAUGUUCUUGGCAUGUGACACCUCAGAUUCUUCUUGCCUUCCCUGUGUAUAAUGCAAGGGUUGGCAGUCUUUAACUAGCCAAGAUAGAUUAUUUAACUUUAUUUUAAAAUAUAUUUUAAUAAGGGAAAAAAGUUACUAGGACAUGCUUAUAAUGCUGGUGCAAAGAUUUGUCAUGUUAAUCACAUAAUUCUUUUCUUAUGGUUAGAGAGGGUAAACUGGAAUGAUAAUCAUGGGUCUGACAUAAAUUGACUUUUUUUAAAAUCCCUUAAAAUUACUGUUCUACUUUCCUCUUUCACUUGGGGAAGGAAGAGUGUCCAAUUAGGAAGUCAUCAUUUUUUAUGUUGUAAUCGCUAAAUUGUGCUUUAUAAAGUAGCUAGCUUUAGUCCUGGCCACUGGCCUCUGGUCAGAAUUGCCCUGAUAGUAACCAUUGGAAAAACUGAUGGGGCUGCAAUUGUGGUUAUGAGUGUGUGAGUUUAUUGGCAUUUCUCUCCCAGCGGUCUAUACUGAUAGUGAAGGCAACAUGGCAGUUGAGUGUUUUCUUUCUUAGUUCCUUCUGUCUAUAACCCCCAAUUUUUACACUGUUGUUACCUUUUGUAAAUAUUUUAUUUAAAAAUGCAUCAAAAUCCAGAGAGAAACAAACACCUUGUGUCUGAAUAUUUUAUUUUGCAUGUAGAGGAGUGAACCAAAGAUGUUUCUUCUCUGAUACUUUCAAAAGAGAACAGGCUAAUUAUAGUUUACAUAUCAAUAAGUCCACUUAAAAGUACUGUCUUCUAUAUUUAUUUUAUGGUUUUCAAAGCAUAGUCUAUGCUUUCAGAUUCACUCAGACUCAAAGAGUUGGCAGCCCUGAACAAGGCACUUUUGGCACAAGAACUUUUAUUUUUUGUUUUAUUUUAGAGUAUGAUAUAGAGAACAAAUGGAUUGUUAUUUUUAGUUCUUUAAUAUUUAUUUUUGUGGGUUUUUUCUUAGUGAUAGCAUAUUUCAGAUUUCAGUGACAAAUAUAGAUUAUCCAAGUAAUUUUAAACCAGUUUGGUUAUUCUACCUAAGAUAGGAACAUGAUUAAAGUCAAGCCAAACUAUACCAAGAGUACUCUGGGCCAGAAAUGAAAAUUACCUUUUGAAAUUAGGGGCCUACUGGUUUCUCGUGUCAUGAUGCAAACUGACUGGUUACCUAGUCACACUUGCCCUUGCUUUCCCUUCUCUAGUCUCUGUAAUUACUUGGGUGAAGAUAGAAUUAGUUUUAGCUCAGGCCCAUCAAUUAGUACUCUUCCUGAAGUAUGCUGCCAAAUCUCCAAGGUGUACAGAUUGGUCGAAAUACUAAAUUCUACAUAGUAAUCUUUUGUACAACUUAAAGGUAUUUAACUUUAAUAUAUAAUGAACAAAGAAGAACUGGGUCAUAUCAAAUUUGACCAUAAAGCAUGGAUUAUAAACAUCUUUGAAUGACCAGUCUUAGGCAGGCACUCUCAUUCUUAACUUGGUAUGCAAGCUGGCCUUGCUGACAGUGGCCUAGUUACAUUUAUUGUUUUUAAGUUGCAUGUUGUGAAGUGAAUGUCUUUUGUAAAAGUUGCCAAGUUAAUUAAGUCCUAAAUAAGUAGCAAGAUGGUAAUUGAGACCCACUGUUGUCAUUAUCUACUUUAUAUUCUUUGAUUUAAGGUACUAAACAAAUCUCAGUUGCUUACUAAUUCAGUGGACUAGCUGUGCAGUAUCUCUGCCCAGCUCCUAGCCACUGUGGGAACUUGAGGUUCCUCAGUAAUCAUCAGAGAUUCUUUCCAGGUCACAGAUUUUUAUGUGAAUGUUUCUAUGGUUGCAUUCAAUCUACCAGGAAAAAGUAUACAUUGGUGCAUGUUUUAUAAACCCAGACACAGAUAGUUAAAACUAUAAUUAGUUUUUCUAUACCCAAUAGCUUUGAAUUAAAAAGAUGCUUUUCCCAAAGGAUGAUUUUUUGUUCUAAAUCCUAAGUCUAACAUUAGGAAUUGAUGACAGGAGAAACAGGAUCUAGAAUUCAGAAUUUAGUGGCUUAGGGAAAAAUGCAUCUUACUGUGGCUAUUUGAAAAUAUAUUUACUUGUAGAUAAGUCUAUCUUUAGUCUUGGAGAUCAAAUUUUUCACAAUUUAAAAACUUUUCAUUCCUUUAUAUUUAUCAAACAUGACAUGUUAGGGAACCAUUUCUCCUGUCAUGUUCAUGUAUAUUGGAAUUAAGUUAUUUGCAUUCAUUCUUUUAAUGUGCAUUUACCACAGAUGUGUUAGAACUUUGCCUACAGGGAGAGAUAUUUUAGCAUCUGUAUCAUUAAGAAGAUUGUGAUUGACAACAACUGUAUGUGUAAUUUUCUUAAGUUUGGGUCUGUAGACAGUUUAUUUGCAGAAUACUUAUCUAUGUUUUAAUGCAAAAAGUACUGUAGGAUUAAGGCAUGUAACCACUAUAUCACUGUGGUAGUCCUCAAAUAUCAUUGUUUACCCAAGUUCAGAAGCCACAGAUGGGUAUUUAGACCUUGCUUUAGGGAAGGGAACAGGAGUUAGUUCCAGUUCUCGGACAAAAUGGGAGGAUAUAGUACAUAGAAAACCCCAGGUGAUUGUUUAGGACAUUUUACUUCCCCGUCGUCAUCCAAUAAAACUCUGGUGUGUACCACAAGGAUGUGGGAGAAGUGUGGAAAUAUCACUGGAUAUUUUCAAUAUUUUGGUUGUCCCUGGAAUCAUGCAAAACUUAACCCAGCUAAUCUCUGCAAUCUGCAGAAUCUGUUGCCAGCAUUGCUAAGGAGAACAAUAGAAGUUAUAUGGGGAAAUCUUAUGUUCUUAGGACCUGGGACAAUGAUACCUAUUCAUUUAGAAGUGAAUUUGGAUGAUGCACACCACAAAUUCUGAGAAACACUGACUGGCUAUGGAACAAUGACAGUAAAGUCUUGGCUCAUCAAAACAUUUUCAAACUCAGUUAUGAUUAUCUGCUUCAGUUAUGAUUUAUCUGCUUUUAUGAUUUAUCUGCUUUUAUUCCACUUGAACAAAUUUUAAUCAGAUGUUUGACAAGGUCAAAAUCACCUUGAGGUUAUAUAUAAUCUUACAACACUUACGUAACAAAGUAGGUAACAUUUAUACAAGAAUGAUUUGAACAUUUCCUUAGAAUUUGCUGGAAAGAAGGGAAGUCUUUUCCUUUGUGGCUCUGAAACUUUAACAGGGUCUGCCUUUUAAAUUGAAA